AUGCCUUCUGCUUCCGCGGCUCGAGCUGCAGCUCCUGAUCGAAGUAUCGACAUUUACUCCUCCGAUAUAGAGCCAGACCACCAGCUCCAGCACACCCUCGAGUCAGCAGCCGCUUCGGGCCACAACUCCACCCGCAACUACAGCAGCUAUUCGUCCCGAAAACACGGCUGGGACGCCUACCACAGCAAUGACGAAUCUGAUCUGUUCUCCGAGAUCUCGGGCCAAUUCGACGAUGCGGAAGAGAAUUUUGGCUACGCAGACGAAAAAGACGAACCGGAGUCUCCACUCCCAGAACACACCGGUAUCCCAGCAGCCGCUUCUGCUUCCGCUAUUAAUGUGAAUGGCUCUGGCUCUCCCUCUUCACACUCCGUCAAACGACGCCGAUCGAACGACUGGCCGCACCAGUCUGUGGAAAAUGUUUCGGCACCGACCGCCCGCAAGGAACAGGCGAGUUCGCGCCAGCGCUGGCCCUUUGGUCGCUACUAUGAACGCCAUGCGAGUUCAACCCACGGCUCGCCGAGGUAUGCACGUCCCACUGGGCGCCGGUCGCGGUUCGUCGAGGGCCACAUGAACGACACAGUGAGUGAGAAGCCACCUAGUAUCUUCUUCCGAGAUAUGGAGGGGCAAGCUCGCGGUAAUGAGCCCGCUGCUCGCGCUGCGAAUAGACAUUCUGGGAUUUUCCGCUUCGGGAAGGCGGUUGCCUCUGCGUUUAACCCGUUUGGUGGAUGGGGAAGUGUUUCUGGUAUCUGGAAGGGCUCGCAGGUUCAAGAUAGGCCGCAGGAGGCCACGAAUGAUCGGCUUAAACAGGCAGAGUUGGCGUAUGAGGAGCUUAAGCGAGCGGGGUAUCAGGGGACUGCGAAGCGGAGCUACAUGCAGAGUCUUGGUUCUGGGGCGGGGAGUGCGGGUAUCCCUGAGGAGACCUGGAAGUCUAUUCGGGAGAAGAUGGAGUAUGGUAGUGCGGAUGCCAGUGGAAGUGCCACUGGUGGUGUUCAAAAUUCACGACAGAGCUCUGAACAAGCUUCGGGUAACCGUGACUCUUGGAGUGGGAGUUCGUUACUGCCAAUGUUCCCUGAUCUACGAAAGGCCAAAUCGUCGCUGGCGAUUAAGAAAUCAGAUGGCCAGGAAGUCCGGCACCAGAGGUCUCGCAAGGAUAUACAGCGGCACGCUAAGCUCAUGAAGCGAGUCAGUAAUCUUGAGGACAAGCUUGAUCGGGCGCGGCGGGAGCUGCGAGAGAUUUCUGGUGAGGCAGAGCAGUUGAUGCCCACCACUGUGAAUGAGGAGAGGCCGUAUCAGCGCAAAUUCGUCCCAGGGGCAUUGCCUUCACUCCCAUCGGAAAGACUCCUGCAUGAUCCUGAACCUACCACACCCUUGAGCCCACACCCAAACGGCACCCUUGAGGCUCAAGAUUCUGAAGAUCUGGCCCAGUCUCAAAUUCGUGUGAACAAGGCACGGCUCUUGUCCCCCAAACCGUGGCACAAGUCCCCUACUGAAACCCGCCCUAGCUCUGCGAACAGCGCAUCGUCCCGCAAACGCAAGUCCCCGGGCCCUGAAUCAAGAAAGGGCCCAGACCUAUCCACUCAGCAACAACAGCGACCUCCAGACAACACACAGGGCCAUGAGCAGGGGGGAGAAAACGAACCCCCGAAUCAACUGGUGACCGCGACAGAACCAACUCCAACCCCGGCACCAACACCCGUGGCAGUAUCCAAAACACCACUGCGCAAGCCCAAACUCCCCAAAACCGCCCGUGGCGAUAGCCCUGGCUCAGUCGAACGCAAACAGAACCAAAGACGCAGCCCGGGGCUUGAGAACAGCCGUAGCUCCCCAGCCGAAGAGCGCACACCCACAAGCCGACCGCUCCGAUCCCUGACGCGCAACCGUUCCGCGACACCGGUGCUCAGAAUGAAACGCGGACGUGGGGAUCUGCGCUCUACUGUUUCUCCUGGCCAUGAUGAAGACAAGGAAAACUACGAUGCUGAACAGGAAAACGACGAUGGUGAUGCAGGUGACAGCGGUAGCCCUAGCAAGCCCGCGGGUCAUGGCCAGCAACAAAACAUAGUAACUCCAACUCGGACAUCUAGCAGGAGAAAGGCGCAGUACGAGUACAUCCCACCCGUUCCUCCGCUGCCCAAGGAUCUAGCUGCGACUGCGGCAAAGGUUGAUCGCCGCCUGGCCAAGGAGAUGGGGAAGAGACGCUCACAGAAAGAGAACGGUGUCAUCGAUGGAGGGUUCCAGUGGCCUGAGGAUAUUUUCUAA
Aspergillus puulaauensis is the source of this 2256-nucleotide messenger RNA. RefSeq names its product putative nuclear RNA binding protein. NCBI's taxonomy places the organism in Eukaryota, Fungi, Ascomycota, Eurotiomycetes, Eurotiales, Aspergillaceae. The coding region runs from base 1 to 2256 and encodes 751 amino acids. The transcript has a single exon. The record is from RefSeq and is a predicted model, not a curated record.